AUGGCAGAAAGCCCCAUGAACAAGCCUGUACCCAAUGAUGAAGAUACAGACAAAGAAGAAAAUAUCCGUUGCUUAACUCUGCUUGACCAUUUUGGCUUUGAGUGUUUACCCCACCAGCUGGUGACCAAAUAUAUGAAAGAAGGAUUCUCCUUUAACAUUCUCUGUGUGGGGGAAACUGGGAUUGGAAAAUCAACCUUGAUUGACACAUUGUUUAAUACAAAUUCUAAAGAACACAAAUCCUCACACUUUCACUCAACUGUUGGACUUAAAAUCCAGGCACAUGAACUCCAGGAAGCUAAUGUUCACUUGAAACUAACUGUUGUGAAAACAGUGGGAUAUGGCGACCAGAUAAACAAAGAAGGCAGCUACCGACCCAUAGUUGACUACCUGGAUGCUCAGUUUGAGGCCUAUCUCCAGGAAGAACUGAAGAUCAAGCGUUCUAAGUACCACGAUUCUCGCAUCCAUGUGUGCCUCUACUUCAUCUCGCCCACGGGACAUUCUCUGAAGUCACUGGAUCUAAUAACCAUGAAGAAGAUUGACCAUAAGGUGAAUAUCGUGCCACUGAUCGCCAAAGCUGACACAAUUUCAAAAACAGAUUUACCGAUGUUUAAGAGUAAGAUAAUGAGCGAACUGGCGAAGCAGGGCAUCCAGAUCUAUCAGUUCCCGGUAGAUGAUGACGUCACUGCUCAGACCAACUCCUUGAUGAAGGCACAACUGCCUUUCGCUGUGGUGGGGAGCGUGGAGGAGGUGAAAGUCGGCAGAAGGACAGUCAGAGGCCGCCAAUACCCCUGGGGGGUUUUACAAGUGGACAACGAGAACCACUGCGACUUCGUGAGGCUCCGGGACAUGCUCCUGUGCACGAACAUGGAGGACCUCAAGGAACAGACGCACACCCUUCACUACGAACACUACCGGAGCGUCAGGCUGAAGCAGAUGGGCUUCAGCGAGGUCGGUCCCAACAACCAGCCCAUCAGUUUUCAAGAGAUCUAUGAAGCCAAAAGACAGGAGUUCGCUGAGCAGUGUCUCAGAGAGGAAGAACAACUGAAGCAUAAAUUUAUGCAGCGGGUAAAGGAGAAAGAAAUCGCAUUUAAAGAAACGGAAAGAGAGCUACAGGAACAAUUCGAGCUCCUGAAAAGAAUCCAACAAGAGGAGACAAUGAAGCUUGAAGAAGAGAGGAGAAAGCUGGACGAAGAAAUAAUUGAGUUUUACAAAAUGAAAGCAGCCUCGGAAUCCCUGCAGGCCCAGCUGAAAAGGGACAAGGAGCGGAGGAAGUAG
Molecule: messenger RNA, 1275 nt
Organism: Elephantulus edwardii (Cape elephant shrew)
Lineage: Eukaryota; Metazoa; Chordata; Mammalia; Macroscelidea; Macroscelididae
Product: septin-14-like
Exons: 9
Coding region: 1-1275 (424 amino acids)
Biological process (GO): cytoskeleton-dependent cytokinesis
Cellular component (GO): cell division site; septin complex; microtubule cytoskeleton
Molecular function (GO): molecular adaptor activity; GTP binding; GTPase activity
Source: RefSeq, a predicted model, not a curated record